GUUGAAAAUUUUAGAGAAGAAGAUGAAAAAAAAAAAGAAAUUCAAAAAAGUUUCCCGUUAAGAAAGUGCAUAUUCCCUCCUCCCAUUUCCAUGUGCUAGCUCCAUUCAGAAGCACUCUCAAAACCAAAAGCUAGGGUUUCUCUCUCACCGCACCAAACUCAGAAUUUCAGUGAUUCUUCAACAACUGUUACUUUCGUCUCCACGCUUCGCAACACCAUCACUUCCUUCAAGGCUUCAACAAUUUCUCACUUCCAAAAAAUGAACCAAAAUCCGUCGAAACAACUUCAACCUUACUACCAACCAAUGCUCAGAGAAUCAAUCAAUCGUUUCAUAGCAGAACACCGGAAAGGCACCACCGAUUUCAGUGACUUUAGUUCAAUCUUUUCUCGUACGCUUCAUAGAACCCCAGACCCUCCAAUUCCACUCGUGUGGUUCUAUUCCGCUCUCGAAUUUCACAAUAAUAGAUUGGGAAUGGGAAGAGAAGCUUCUAGAACUUCAAUAGCGUCGGUUAAGGGUUUGUUUCAGUUGCUUGUUUCGUGUUCUGAUGGGUGCGUGUCCAUGAAAAGGAUAGGUGUUCUCGCACCUUUGGUGUUUGAGCUUUAUCGUUUGAUGGUUUAUGAGAAAGAAAUGAAGAGUGACACUGAGGGUUUGGUAGAUGGGGUUGUUAGUUAUUGUAGCAUUUUGUGUAUGAAGGAGAGGGUUUUAGGUGAUGAUGGGAAGAUUGUUUUUUUGGAGGAGGAUUUUGUGGAUUUGAUACCGGUUUGGAUGGUUGUUUGUGAUUGUUAUUAUGGUCGUGGUUUGUUUGAGGUUGGUGAUUUUUUGAAAGGGUUUUUCCCUUUUGUGAGUGAUGGAGUUCGAAAGGGAAUUGAAAUGGGUUGUUGUGAGGUUGGCUUUUUGGCUGGGGUUGUUAUGUUUGAAGCUUUUUUAUUGAAAAUGUGUUUGAUUUUUGAUGUGGGGAUCACAAAAGAGGAGAAGGAGAAGAAGUUGCAUGAUUCUGCAGCUCAGAUCACGACUGGGUUUCAGAAUUUUUACUUUUUGGAUACCCUUUUCAGGAUUUUGUUGGAGCCAGUUUUACCAGUGAUCUCCUUGCUGGGUUCUGAAAAUGAAGUUCUUUUAAAAGAAGUCUUGUACAAUUCUGUGAUGAUGAUGGAUUAUUCAUUCAUUAAUCCUCAAACCGGAGUUUCACUGUAUGCCAAUAGCCUCAAAGAUUUUGCUAUUAAUUGGUUGUUUGUUUCUGAGUUAGCUAUCCAGUCUGCUAGGGUAAAUGGUGAUCAGGGGAAAGCUACUUCUUAUGUAAAUGCCUUCUGUAGAUCCUGCAUUCCUAAUCAAUUGAUUAACUGGGUUAUUAGUCAAAGUGGCAUAGACAGAAAGAUCAACAGACCAAAUGUUUCCACUCCCAUAGCUCUUAUAAAAUGGCUUCUAGUUGUCGAGGAAGACGGAUUGGCGAUAUUUGGUUGUCAAACUGCCAAGCAUCGUGCAAAGGCUUUCUUUUUCACUUCAAGAACCGAGUGUAGGCUUCCGGUGAUCAAACAUCUCUUUUUAAAUUGUAUACAUGAAGGCUCCGAGGUAGAUGUAAUUGGUGGUGGUGAUGUAGAGAUGCAUGAUGCUGUGGACACCAUAAGUUUGUCUGGUGAUGAUAGAACGAGCACAGCCACCACAGAUGGAACUAGAAAACGCAAAGAGGGAAUUGAGGAUGAUAAGAAAGCACAACUAAAGUAUAUGAGGUGUCAGUUUCAUGAGAAUUCAGUGAGAGGAAACCCCUGUAUAUUCAGGCAACAAUGAUAGAUUUGGAUAGUGGGAGUGUGGCGAGGUAUUUUGGUUUCACGUAGCUUAGGAGUAAUGGAAGGUUAGGAAGUAAUGGUACAAUAUAGUUGAUGAAAAGUUAUGAGAGGAUGCAAUGCUGGCAAUUUUUUAUGGCUAUCCAUUUUGGUUACUUUUGCUGCUACUGAAUAGGAAACAUUGAGCACAAGAUCCUCUAGCAUAGUGGGCCCUUCAAUUUUAACUUAGUUGGCAUAAUGCCAUGACAUAAUGUACUCUGAAACUUCAAAUUACCUAACUGUACUCAUUGAGCAUCUGACUUGGUCUUGAAGCCAGUAAACACUAAAACACGUUAGAAGUAAUUAAAUUUGAAUAUAUUUUGUAUCCUUCUAAAUA
Messenger RNA from Cicer arietinum (chickpea), 2154 nucleotides. RefSeq lists its product as uncharacterized. The record is from RefSeq and is a predicted model, not a curated record. Lineage: Eukaryota; Viridiplantae; Streptophyta; Magnoliopsida; Fabales; Fabaceae.